Messenger RNA from Oppia nitens, 751 nucleotides. It is a transcript of the gene ND-B18, whose product is annotated as NADH dehydrogenase [ubiquinone] 1 beta subcomplex subunit 7-like. Gene Ontology annotation, cellular component: mitochondrion. The record is from RefSeq and is a predicted model, not a curated record. The coding region runs from base 130 to 549 and encodes 139 amino acids. The transcript is spliced from 2 exons. NCBI's taxonomy places the organism in Eukaryota, Metazoa, Arthropoda, Arachnida, Sarcoptiformes, Oppiidae.
UCCCUGAAACACAUAGUAAGCCAUAGACGACAACAAUAACAACAACACAACAGACUUUGUAAACCAAAGACACGAAUUGUUUUUUAGUGAUUAUUAUUGGAAACGAUCGGACAGUUUAUUGGAUCAGCUAUGGGUAACAUAACCAGCGAUCACAUGGAUUUAAAACACUUUACGGCUCCGCAUAAGUGGCUGCCGGCUCACGAGUGGCCAAACGAUCGCAAAGAGUCGCCGUACGACCCGAUGUACGGCUUUCCGAACGGACGCAAACCCAGAGAAAUGAUUGCCACCGAAGCCGAGAUGGAUUCGGCCAAACUGUUGCCCGAACAGCGCGACUACUGCGCCCACCUGUAUAUGGAGCUCAAGGGCUGUCUCAAGUCUAACUGUCCGCUCGGCUAUCGCUGUCUACACGAACUGCACGCCUAUCACGACUGCGAAUGGGAGGAUCAAGUGUUGAGAAUGAAAGACUGGGAACGGGAGAAACGGCUCCGACAGCGGGACUUAAGGCGACAAAAACAAGAGCUCCGGGAAUCCCAAGAAAAGUUAGGCUAACGUUAAUUAUGGAGAAAUUAUUUUAUUUUUUUUGGUCAACGAUUUUUUAGUGACCAUUUGGGAUAAUUAAUUAAAAAAAAAAACAUUUGUAUAGAGAGUCUCCUAAUUAAUUAAUUGUAAAAAUUUAAUUAUCACUUAAUUUCGGACAUCAAAUUGAUUUUCAAUUUGAUGUUUUAGUUGUCUUAUAAUAAUAAUAAUUAUU